UGCGCUUGUCUUGCAAAAUGGAAGAAGCAAAUUGAUGUGUUCAGGUUGAGGGUUUUUAAGGGAAAUUUUGUCCAAUGGAGAAUUUGAGUGCUAGUUAAUUGAGCACUCUUGUGGCUCAAGAAAUGCGUAAUUCGGAAGAGGGUUUUACGUUUGGCGAUUUCACAGCUGAAGAAUGGGAAAAAUACUUCAGUAAUUCAUUAGCUCAAAUUGGAAAUAUACCACCGGUUGAGUUUCUCUUCAACUUUAAUUACUCAGAUGACGAGGAACGAGGCGAUAAUUUUUUAGCUGGUGACUCCUCAACACAUGUCUCAUCAAAUGACAGUUCUGCGGCAGCUAAAAAUGUUACGGCAGGUCUUGAAGACUCAGGUGUUGAAGUGGGACAAGAAAGUGAACAGGAAACAUCUACAGGAAAAUUGGCGAAAACAACAGCUGGUACAGGUGAUUGUUUACCAGAAGCAAAACAGAAACAAGUCAAACAAUCAUCAGAGAAAACCAUACAAAGUAGCUCUGAACAUAUUGUUUUUGGUGGAAACAGCAUCAAAGAGCAUGAACAAGAUGUGAGGCAAAGCAAACCUGAAAGUCCCUCAAGAACUUCAGCAGCUGAUGUUGACCACUUCCCUCCCUUGUCAUUAACAGUGAACACCCAGAGAGCAGUGGAGAAGACAGAGACUGAAAGAUCACGAAAACGGCGCAAGCGAAGGAGACAGAGAAAGAGGUCUAGAUCUGUGUCCAGCUCUUCUAGUGAAUGUAGUGAAAAGGAAAGGGCUUCAGUUAAUUCCAAUGGCUCUGGGCUAAAAGGAAAAGCUGUGGCAUCUUUACCUACUACAGAUAAAGUUGUUCUCAGUGAUGAUGUUAAAGAAGCUUCAAAAGUACAGGUAAAUGUUUUGAGCGCAAGGUUAAAGGAGCAAAAAUCCGAUGCUCUCUCUAACACAGACAAAAGAACAGCUGUACAGAGAAAAAGCACAAGUUCUUGCGAUGGAGACACUGUGGAAGAAAGGAAGAGUUCUUUAUCAACAGAAAGCACAUCAAACAGCCCUGUUUACAGUGACACAGACAUUAAAGUUACAGUUUCCAUCAGCACUGCACAAGAUCCCUUAAGCUCUAAUCAAACCUAUAAAAACCUGGAAAAAGAACAUGAAGGUCCCAUCCCAGUGGAUCAGAGUGUAAAAACAAGUGGUGCACCAGAAGAAAUCACAGGCAGGAAAGAUCAGCCUCCAAAGCCUUCAUCAUGGGCAGACUUGUUCAAAAACUCUGCAAAACCAUUACCUGGUAUUGUUGUUAAAACAGUAAGUCCUGUUGUGAGAAAUGAAAUGCAAACAACUUCAAAUCCUAAAAAGACAGAUGAUACAUUACAGAUUCCAGUUACUGUGGAAGAGGACAAGUUUGCCAAGAAAUUUGCAGGUAGAUACCUCUAA
This is a messenger RNA of Pocillopora verrucosa, 1415 nucleotides long. The record is from RefSeq and is a predicted model, not a curated record. NCBI's taxonomy places the organism in Eukaryota, Metazoa, Cnidaria, Anthozoa, Scleractinia, Pocilloporidae.